UCGUGUGAUACAUGUCAGCGGAUGAAGAGCAGCAAGCAGAAAAAGGCGGGACUACUGCAGCCUCUUCCUGUCCCAGAACAGCCAUGGCAAGUGGUCAGCCUCAACUUCAUCACCGUGUUACCACCUACCACCAGUGGUCACGACGCAAUCCUUGUCGUCAUCGACAAGUUCUCCAAAAUGGGACAUUCAUCCCGACACACACGACGGCACGCACCGAGGAGACAGCACAACUCUUCGUUCGUCACAUCAUCUCACAGCAUGGCAUCCCAACCACACUCAUCUCCGACCGAGACCCAAGUUCACCAGCAAGUUCUAGAAGGAACUUAUGUCUCUCCUCGGGACCAAACUCGCCAUGUCAUCCGCUUAUCAUCCGCAGACAGACGGACAAACCGAACGCCUCAACCAAAUUGUUGAAGAACUCCUCCGAGCAGCCUGCAAGGACGAGAUUUCCAAAUGGGACCUGCACCUGCCCGUUCUGGAGUUUGCUUACAACAACGCUACACAUGCGCUACUGGACAGACGCCGUUCUUCCUCUGCUACGGACGCCACCCACUCACACCACAGAAACCGACCACAUCCGCUACAGUACAACCUGCACAUGAUUUCAUCACAACAUGCAUCAGCU
This is a messenger RNA of Closterium sp. NIES-67, 625 nucleotides long. Lineage: Eukaryota; Viridiplantae; Streptophyta; Zygnematophyceae; Desmidiales; Closteriaceae. The record is from the annotation of a GenBank genome assembly.